Molecule: messenger RNA, 2515 nt
Organism: Cicer arietinum (chickpea)
Lineage: Eukaryota; Viridiplantae; Streptophyta; Magnoliopsida; Fabales; Fabaceae
Source: RefSeq, a predicted model, not a curated record
UUUGUGCUUGAGAUUGUGUGUGGCUUUAUACCGAGCUUUAGAAUAUUGGCGCGUGAGAUCGGCAUUUAACGGCGGUGGUGCUGAUAUUCAAGAGGCUACCGCGAAGACCCAACUCUCCUCUUAUAGCGUGACUGUCUGUUGUAGUAUUCAUAUUCAUAUCCUCUUUAUUAUUUCUCCUAAAUUCAUCACCUUCUCAAAUUGAACUUUUUCGUAAACCCUAGCUUCUUACACCAUGAACCCCUACGAUGAUAGAUACUCCGAUGCUACUUCUUUUCGCGGCCGUCGCAGUGAUCUAGUUGGACCUAUGCCGCCGCCUAAUUUUGGCCGCGGCGGUCCUGCUCCCUACGGUGCUCCUUAUGUAUCCCAUGGACCCACCGGUUUUGGAUCCGCACCCGUUACUCCGAUUCCUCACUUUCUGCCUCCUCCUGGUGGAUUUAGCGUAGGUCGCGGCGGUGGUUUUGGUCCUAGAUUUGGUAAUGGUCACGCGAGUGAUAGAAAAUAUGACACGGGUCGUCACGUUGGUGGCAGCGGUGGAAGAGGUCGUAGCAGUGGUAGAGGCGGUGGUGGUUUUAGAGGCUCUGGCAGAGGAGGGAGUGGAGGGAGAGGCGGUGGGUUUGGAGGUAGACACGGUGGUGGUUCUUCGAAGGAUGACUUGAACAACAUUAAUCUUCCGAAGCAAGAUUUUAGGAAUUUGGUCCCUUUUCAGAAGAACUUUUAUGUUGAAAGCUCUUCGAUAGCAGCUAUGUCUGAUCAUCAAGUUAUGCAUUAUCGAGCUAGUAGGGAUAUUACUGUGGAAGGGCAUGAUGUUCCGAAACCAAUUCGGGGUUUUCAUGAGGCAAAUUUUCCUGAUCACUGCCUUGAGGCCAUUGCCAAGUUGGGUUUUGUUGAGCCAACUCCAAUUCAGGCUCAGGGUUGGCCUAUGGCUCUUACUGGUAGAGAUUUAAUUGGCAUUGCUGAGACCGGCUCCGGUAAAACUUUGGCUUAUCUACUUCCUGCUUUAGUGCACGUCAGUGCACAACCUCGACUGGUACAAGGGGAAGGUCCCAUUGUCCUGGUUUUAGCACCGACUAGAGAGUUAGCUGUUCAAAUUCAACAAGAAGCUAUGAAAUUUGGGUCACGAGCACAUCUUAGAUGUACAUGCAUUUACGGAGGUGCCCCAAAGGGCCCUCAAAUUCGCGACCUAAGAAAUGGUGUUGAGAUUGUUAUUGCUACUCCUGGUCGUCUAAUAGAUAUGUUGGAAGCUCAACACACAAACCUGCAGAGAGUGACAUACCUUGUCUUGGAUGAAGCUGAUCGAAUGUUGGAUAUGGGAUUCGAACCUCAGAUUCGGAAGAUUGUAAACCAGGUUACUGCUAGAAGUGUGAUAUAUGCAACCCUCAUUUUAGGUCACUUCACAGUUCGCACUGGGAGGUUAACGUCAAGUUGGCUCCCUAAGAUGAUUCGACCAGAUAGGCAGACAUUGUACUGGAGUGCAACGUGGCCAAAGGAGGUUGAAACUUUGGCAAGGCAGUUUCUGCACAACCCAUAUAAGGUAGUUAUUGGGUCACCAUAUCUGAAAGCAAAUCAAUCUAUAAAUCAAGUUGUUGAAGUUGUCACCGACAUGGAGAAAUAUAACAGAUUGCUCAAGCUGCUGAAAGAAGUAAUGGAUGGGAGCCGGAUUCUAAUAUUUACAGAAACAAAAAAAGGAUGUGACCAAGUUACAAAACAAUUGAGAAUGGAUGGAUGGCCAGCAUUAUCUAUCCAUGGUGAUAAAAACCAGGCUGAAAGAGACUGGGUUUUGGCUGAAUUUAAGAGUGGCAGAAGUCCAAUAAUGACUGCCACUGAUGUUGCUGCACGGGGUCUUGAUGUGAAGGAUAUAAAAUGUGUGGUCAAUUAUGAUUUUCCAUCAAGCCUUGAAGAUUAUGUCCACCGAAUUGGUCGAACUGGUCGUGCAGGGGCUAAAGGAACUGCAUACAGUUUUUUUACCCGUGCCAAUGCCAAGUUUGCUAGGGAUUUGAUUAAGAUCUUACAAGAUGCUGGUCAGGUUGUUAGUCCUGCAUUAUCUGAAUUGUCUCGGUCAGCUGGUUCUGGUCAACAUGGACCAAGGGGAGGCUUUCGCUCAAGAGGACGAGGAGGAGGCUAUGGCAAUCGGGGUUCAACGUCAGGAUCCAAUGCCAUUCCUGUAGGUGGGAAGAGGCCUUGGCAGUUCAUGUAGUUGGGUGCUAAGUCGAUCCCUGAAGUUUUGUUUAUUUGAAAGUAGUCAUCGUAUACUUCAUUUUUUUAUACUACAUCUAUUUGCCCGCUUGACAUUUGAAACAACACAUUAAUUAUUAGGUUAUAUAGGACGUUAAACAACUAAUCUUCUAGUGACUGAAGUCAAAGAGGGAUGUGCUGUAAAUGAUUGAUGCAUGUAAAUUAGUUGGAGUGACCCAUAUUCGAGUAAGAAUUGAUUUUACCUUAAGUUAUUCUAAGUGGAACGUAGAAUUUAGAGUUUUUGUUUCUACAAUUGAUGUGUAGCUUCAAAUUUAUUUUUCAA